CUCCCACUACCGCUCUUCUACUCCUACCUCCUGCUGCUGCUGCUUCUCUCCCCCGCGCGCGCGUUUCUUGUUAGUCAGUUGUCACUGCGCCCGCGCGGCCUUUUCCGGAGCCAAUCGGACUCGAACAUGAGAGCCAAGUGCCUCAAGAUUCUGUUGCUGGUGUCUCUGAUCCCUCUGGCGCUCAGGGCGAGCUCGCCUCUCCUCGGCCAUGGCGUGCCAUCAUCGUCUCAUCACCAAUCCUGGACCAGGAGAAGGAGCACUACCGCUACUGCUACCGGCGUGAGCGUCUCCACUUCGGUGCACAAGGGGUACCAUCACCAGACGAGGCACCGGAGGAGGAUGGGGAGCAGCCUCGCCGCCUUCGACACGAGGCGGCUCCGGCAGGACGACGGCGACGGCUGGUUUGACGACGAGAAGCGGCUGGCGCCGGUGGGGUCCAACCCGCUGCACAACUUACGAUGACGGCGUCGGUGCCGCUGCCUUGCCGGCCGGCUCGUCUCGGUGCAUGUAAGUUUGCAAGUCAACAAGAAUGCGAUGGGAUAUGAUGAGGUUUUGCUGCUCCGGUAACAAUAACAUAUCUCUGCCCUCAACAUAUGAUUUCUUUAUAUGAUUU
Messenger RNA from Phragmites australis (common reed), 613 nucleotides. RefSeq lists its product as uncharacterized. The transcript has a single exon. NCBI's taxonomy places the organism in Eukaryota, Viridiplantae, Streptophyta, Magnoliopsida, Poales, Poaceae. The coding region runs from base 127 to 462 and encodes 111 amino acids. The record is from RefSeq and is a predicted model, not a curated record.